AUGGCACAUAGGAACAACCGCAACAACAUCCGCAAUCAUAACGCCGCUUUUUGGGCCGGACAGCCUGCCCAUAACGGCAGCCAGCAAUGGGUCGAGGGUUACGAUUCAUACUCCCAACCCGUGGGCUCCUCCGACUUCCUCAACACGGAAGCGAAGAGGAGCCCUCAGUCAUUGAUCCAGGAGUUUAACGCCGAUCUCCCCUCCUGCCCCGAACCCCAGGGCGUUGAUUUCGACUUCUCGUUCGACCUUGCCAUUGGGAGUUCCCUCUUUGAGAACCAUGAUCUCGGUGUCGAUGUACCAGGUCUAGCAUCUUGCGGUCUUGCCCGGACGAUUAGCCAUGCGAGUUCUAACGGGAUAGACGAGGUCGAGUCAGUCACCUUCAGCCAAAGUGACGAGCUGUACGAAAGCUUCGGCGAGGGUAUUUUCAACAGGCUCAACAGUCCAGCGACGACAAACUUCUCUGAAGUGAUAGUAUCUAGCAAUGCUUCAUUGGAUGAUGGCCCUACCGUUUCGAGACGCCCCUUUCUCAAUAUACAAACCGACGGAAGGGACUUGUCAAGAAACGCCUUGUUGUACGCUUCGUCAUACCCGUCCGACGCGAGCUACAUUGGCCAUGGCCUCUCAGCGGGCGAUCUUACCUCGCGGAAUACACCAACGACUGUUUCUAAGCAGAAUGGUAGCGCUUUGUCAGUUGAAUUGUCUGAUUAUACCGAGUUUAGUCCCAGUCCAACUGCAGCAUACUAUGACGACUGGAAUACCCCGUUUACAGAUGAGAUGCCCGAGGCUCUCAGCCAGUCACCAUGGGGUAAUGGAUUUCCGCCGGAAGACUUCAUAUUGAUUGACCAGGACCAGUCGGGGCCUGCCCUGGUGGUACACCCUCCCGAGGCUUCGGGACAACCCAACCGGAUGGAUGACAUUCAAGCCUCGACCAUGUUUCCAGUCUCACCAAUACAUCAAACUGAUGACGUGUCAUCAUAUGUCAUUCAGGGCGGAAUACAGAGCAACCUAGAUUCAGAGAUUCAAAUUGGGACUGUUAGUGCUACGGGCCGUCUAGAAGUUCCCUUUCCUAGGCCGUCUUCGAGACCACGUCGCCCUUCAGAUCCGACCCGGCCAAGCAGCGCUCUCAACACUCAAACCCGAACUCAUCGGGUAUUGAAGUUCAACGACCACCGGUCAUCUCGUCCCACUGCCUCUAGACCCAUCCGUUCACAAUCUCCAUUGUCGCUGAGCCGCUCCGACGCAUUUCAACGGUCAAGCCUGGGAAAUGUUGCAUGCUCAGGAAUGGCCGCGCCAGUACCCAUCGUCUCUGGCUCCAAAAUGCCAGAAACAAAAGCCAUAUCGCCAACAGGUACAAGUCCGAGUACUCGACAAGGACCUGCCCGCGGAAGGCGCAGCGGGCCUAUGAACUCUGCAUCUCGCGAGCAAGCCAAAGAUACGCGGAACAAGAAAAUGGUUUGCAUCCGGUGCAAGCACUCCAAGCAAGCAUGCAAGAGAAUCGACGACUCGCCUGAUAGUCCUUGCUCUCAGUGUGACAAACACGGCUCAUCAAACAAGUGGCCAGGUCCUUGUGUGAGAGCCCAUUUUGAAGAUAUUAUUCUCUCCGGAUCGUGCAACUACAUUUCCCAGCGGACCAUCAACCACCCAUCUGUAGAUGGUACCAGACGUAUUCGUAAGGAACUUCCGAGAGGGUUCCCUAUCGACAGUAUCAUCGCUACGUUAGAGCGUGUCCGAUACGACUUUGACUUGCGAGUUUACUACGAACAUCAGCCCGUCUACGUGCUGAACCUCGAAAAAUGCUACGAUUACGUCCUGAGUCUCAGCACACAAGUAGGCAGGGCAGACGAUAGUCUGCGGUCCUUCAUUGACAAGGACUUGGUUCGCAUAGAUUCGAAAAGCGAGGAGUGGGAAAACUGCAUGGAUAACCUGGGCCUCCUCCGCGACAACCCGCUGGCCCUCUUUUGCGUCCUCAGUAAUAUGCCUAGUCGCGCUCGCUACUCCUACGUCUACAAGAACAGCUUUUCCCGUGCGCAAGAACACUUUAUCGAUCCAGAAUCUCCAGACGAAUCCGAAAACCUCGCCUUAGCUGCCCAGCUCACCCGCAUCAUCAACCGCAAAGUAGAGGUGAAGGCGUUCGCCUACCUCCAACGUACUCUACACAAGUCUGAUAAUCUCUCGGAGACAGAGCUGCUCCCUCUCUUGCAGACGAUGGGCUACAUCCUCACUAUGCUGCGAUGGAAGUCCUCAUGGUGGGCUGUGACGCUUGGAAACUCUUUGGCCAAUGAUGACGAAGGAGCGAGGGCGCAAUGUCAGAAUAGGGUUCUGAUGCUCUGUCGCGUCUUAUACUUCUACUACUGCAGCGUGCGGAGGAAGCUUGCGAUGUGGUCCACGAUCGACGCGCUGCGGGGAGUCCCGUCGAAGUACCCCGACACUGAGAGUGAGGUGUGGGAUGAUUUCCCCGGAGAUGAAACAGCGGAUGCAUUUGAGGCGUGGAUGAGCAGAGGUCAAGAGUUGGUAGACAAGGCGGGAGCUCUGAGGGUGUUGGACUCGAUGGGUUUGCUGGCUUGA
This is a messenger RNA of Colletotrichum truncatum, 2565 nucleotides long. RefSeq names its product zn 2cys6 transcription factor. Lineage: Eukaryota; Fungi; Ascomycota; Sordariomycetes; Glomerellales; Glomerellaceae. The record is from RefSeq and is a predicted model, not a curated record.